AUGGCUCCUCUCUCAGCCUCGACGGUACGCGUCGCGAACGGCGCAACGACUGAGAUAGCUCCUGCCAACGCAAACCCACUCCCAGGCAAGAGCAUAAAUGCCGACUUCCAGAUACGAUAUGUUGAAGACGAGCCGAGGCGCAAUGAGCCGGUUCCACUGAAUGGCGAAUCUCUGGUAGAGACGACGCCUGGCAAGGAAGAUGACGCCAGCUCCAACGCAGAAGCACAGAAGAACUGGUGGGCCGAGGCCAUUGCAAAGAACAUGGACAUUGCAGAUGGCUACACCAAAGUCGCAGUGCUUCUGAUCAAAUGGGCAGACCAUCUGGACGAGCUAAGAACUGCUGACGAGGCCCAAGAACUCGAAUCCCUCUUCCGCGACCGCUUUCACUACCAGACCAAGACCGUCGAAUUGAACAUACGGAAGAAGCCGCAGCAUCAGCUCGACAACCACAUCAGCCAGUUCAUUUGCGAGCAUGACGGGACACAGAGUCUACUCAUCGUCUAUUAUACGGGACACGGCAUCUUCCAAAAGGCAACCAAAACUCUGGAGCUUACGGGAACCCAAGAUCCUUCCAAGGACACAGGCUUUAGCACUGUAGCCCGAGCCACCUGGAACAAGGCUGAGGAGCAGCUGCGUCAUGAAGAUGUCGAGGCCGAUGUGCUGACUAUUCUGGAUACUUGCUACGCCAGCAAUCUCGUAAAGUCCAGCAGGCAGGAAGAGAAGAAGUUCGAGCUACUGAGCGCUUGCCACUUCGACGAAACGACUGCCGCACCCGGGCCGAACUCGUAUACCCGUGCUUUCAUCGACGCUGCUAAUGAGCUCCUCGACAAAGACCCCAAGCGUCCGAUAUCUACCUUUAGUCUGAUGCAACGCAUCAACCAAGACCCGAGACGCAUCGAUACACCUUCCCAACUUUGGGGCCGUAGUCGCAACCCUCAGCCAAAUCAAGAGCACAUAUUCUUGACACCUUUCGGACCAGAGAAAACUGAUGCUCUACAUCAGUACCGCCCAAGGGCCAAAGGCUUUCUGACCCUACGGUUUGGUCUUCGCGACGCGGAGCUAGACCAAGCACAGAUCGACUACAUGGCCAGACUUCUUACAAAGGCGCUGAACAACAAGGAACGCAUUGGCUUGAGAAGGAUUGAUUGUCUGAGCAUGGAGCCCGCACCACCCAUAUCGCAUUUCGAGCGCGUGACAUCCGUGUUGCGUGUCAAAGCGCAGUGGAAGAAGGUGAUCGCUAGGAACAAGGAGAAGGCGCAAUCGCAGAAUGGCAAUGCCGCAAACAGGUCGAUGAAGCGCAUAUGCGAUGAAUCCGACCAACUACCAGAUGCGAAGAGGCAGCAUCUGGACCCGACACAUCCGCCAUCACCGCCAGUAUCGGAUGCAUAG
Molecule: messenger RNA, 1389 nt
Organism: Alternaria burnsii
Lineage: Eukaryota; Fungi; Ascomycota; Dothideomycetes; Pleosporales; Pleosporaceae
Product: homeobox domain-containing protein
Exons: 2
Coding region: 1-1389 (462 amino acids)
Biological process (GO): proteolysis
Molecular function (GO): cysteine-type endopeptidase activity
Source: RefSeq, a predicted model, not a curated record